Molecule: messenger RNA, 897 nt
Organism: Ostreococcus lucimarinus CCE9901
Lineage: Eukaryota; Viridiplantae; Chlorophyta; Mamiellophyceae; Mamiellales; Bathycoccaceae
Exons: 1
Coding region: 1-897 (298 amino acids)
Biological process (GO): Golgi organization; endoplasmic reticulum to Golgi vesicle-mediated transport
Cellular component (GO): Golgi apparatus
Molecular function (GO): small GTPase binding
Source: RefSeq, a predicted model, not a curated record
AUGGCGACGGAAUUGAAGAAAUUGAGGGCACAUUUGUUGGCGCUGGAGGACGAAGAGGACGAGGUGGCGGAGGAACAGGAACGAGAAAUAGACGAGGCGAGAGAGGAGGAAAGGCGAGAAUACGAACGGCGUUUAAGCGACUUGAAGAAGAACAUGAGUGGAAACGAUGCCGAGGUCACGAGGUUGCGGGAGGUGAUAAAGGCUCGAGACGAAGAGGUGGAAAAUUUACAAAAGGCGCUCGGGGCAUAUUACGCUGAAAUCGAGAGCGCGGACGCGCAGCGCAUUGAGUCGGCGAAUCUACGACAAAAGCUAGCCGCACUCACCUCGCAGGCGACUGCUGAUAGAGCAGCAUGCAUGGAAGCCAAAGAAAAGGCGAAGGAAGCGGAGGAAAGGUUGACUAAGUUUGAGGCUCACUUGAAAAUCGCCAAGGAGGAAUGCAUCAAGGCCACGAGCGACGCGAGUAAGCUCAGGAAAGCGCUCCAUCACGCCCUUCAAAAGAGCAGCGAUAUGAUGGUAGAGAGUGAGAAAUUGUUGGAUAAGCGCAUAGUGAGCGAUUUAUUCAUCGCUUAUCUCGAACGCGAACGAGCGGAGGACGUGCUCGAUUUGCUCGCAAAAAUGCUCGGCUUCACCGACAAACAAAAGGCACGGAUGGAAGCUCUAAAGAGACGACAGAAAAAGCGAGGUGUGCUCGGAACGAUCGCGCGCGCGCCCGUGAGCAUUGCAGCUGGUGCGAUAGGCGUCGCACUCGAAGUUACGGGCGCUACGGGCGAGAACAAACCAGUACCAGUCGCAGACUUGUGGAUUUCGUUUCUCGAGCAAAACGCAGCCAACGACGAAGAAGUAGAGAACAAAAUUCCGUCGUCAAGCGAGCUCAUCUCAGCCGCGCGCGAAUUGUAG